This is a messenger RNA of Aspergillus terreus NIH2624, 2028 nucleotides long. Its product is annotated as Ser/Thr protein phosphatase family protein. Gene Ontology annotation, cellular component: cytosol. The record is from RefSeq and is a predicted model, not a curated record. Gene Ontology annotation, biological process: nucleotide catabolic process. Gene Ontology annotation, molecular function: hydrolase activity. Lineage: Eukaryota; Fungi; Ascomycota; Eurotiomycetes; Eurotiales; Aspergillaceae. The transcript is spliced from 2 exons. Bases 1 to 2028 code for a protein of 675 amino acids.
AUGCGAUCUCUCACUGUGCUUUCUACUGCAACGCUGCUGGCACUUGCCACAGUGCCUGGCGCUGCAAUCGACGACAGCACUAUUGAUCCUCAACAACAAAAAGAAGCCUUUAAUACCACUGAGAUACCCCGGGCUCCUCUUCCUUGGGGGAUGGUCAACUUUCUGCACACAACGGAUACUCAUGGAUGGCUUGAUGGGCACGCGAAUGUACCCAGCUGGGGUGCUGACUGGGGCGACUUCGUUUCCUUUGUCAUGCAUAUGAAAGACAAAGCCUUAAAGAAGAAGGUAGACCUUCUUCUUAUUGACAGUGGAGACUUCCAUGACGGUGGUGGCCUCAGUGACAGUACAAGCCCGAAAGGAGCCGUCUCAGACAGUAUCUUUGAGAACGUUGACUACGAUAUCGUGACAAUUGGUAACCACGGGGUCCGAACCGGGGCAGAAGCUUUGAACAUUCACCACAACCUAUCGAGGGUUUAUGGUGACCGGUUUCUCACCAGUAACGUGGACGUAAAUGCCAACGGGAUACUUGAACCAAUUGGCAAGCGAUAUCGCGCCUUCCAAACGAGAAAUGGGCUACGAGUCGUGGCGUUUGGAGUUACUGUCAAUGACCCUGUCCUCAGGGAUCUAAGAAAUACAGAAGUAUACAGCGCAGGCUGGAUAUUCCAACAAACGUGGUUUGAAGAAGCUAUGAGGAAAGACGCUGACCUGUACCUGCUUGUUGGUCAUGCGCCUACUUACGCUUCUUGUCUGGAUCCUGAAAAAGAUAACCCUCUGGUGUGUCUGCGCGAUAGGAUCAGGAAUUCCACAGAUAAGCCUAUCCAGCUCUUCGGGGGCCACGCCCAUCAUCGAAACUUUACGUGCUAUGACGAGAGAUCCUCAGGUAUCGAAUCUGGCAAGUACUGUGAUACCGUGGGCUGGGUGGCCUUGAACAACGUGUCAUCACCGGCGUGGUCUGGUGCGAAGGCACUGACGGGUGAUGAGCCCCGCCCCAGCAAGUCCUGUCCUGUGAACAGUCAAGGGAAUAUAAAGAACAUCCCCUAUCUACUUGAUCGCCGAUACCUGGACUGGAACCGCGUAACGUUCUCGUACCAUACGGUCAACCUGGAAGGGGACGCCGACAACCCGUCCGUGCCAGCAUCCUUCGAUACGCCCCUGGGCCGCAAGGUCACCGACGAUAUCAACAAAGCCCGACACUUACUCAACCUGACCCACUUCCUGGGAUGCGCGAAGGAAGAGUAUUGCUUCAAUUGCAAGAAAGUGGGACAGGACGGCAAUAUCUAUGAGCUCCUCAAGGAUGCCCUCGCUGACACGGUUGUCAAGAAAGAACGUGCACACCUGGCGCGGGUCGUGCUCUCCAACGACGGUACAAUCCGGGAUAAUAUUUACCAAGGUCCUUUCAUGACAGGGGACGCCUAUGCUGUCGUGCCCUUUCCGAAUCAUUUCCAAUAUAUCGCCAAUAUGUCAUGUCAUUAUUUCAGGAAGAUGACUUCAAGUUUGCAGGCAAAGCAAGGCGUUUCCUGCAUCGAUGACGGCGAUGAGAAUAAGUUGCCUGUGAUAGACGAAAAUGAUCAUGGAUCCCGGCCUGAGUCACACCUGGAACUCCGGCGCAUGUUUGGUGGUCGAAAAUUUCAACUAGCUGCUAGUUCUUACAAGCACGCACAACAAAAGGAAGAACAGAAACAACACAGCCCGGGGUACACAACGCACGACGCUUUGGGCGACGACGGAGACGACACUCUACACUCGCCUGUUAUCGAGAACGAAAGAUACAUGAAACUGUUCUGGGCAAAUGCCAGCUUCCCGAACGCGUCUCAUUACCCGCCUUCAUUUGAUGUGGUCUUUACCAACUACCUCAAGAAGAGAAUUCUCGAUGCUCUUAAUAAAACUGGGGCUCCUUAUACAGACGAUGACGUUGCUGAUUACCUGCCCCGAGAUUAUACUAGUAGAGAGGUGCUGGUUGAUUAUACUGCGAGGAAUUGGGGCCAGGAUAGGGAGAACUGUCCUAUUCGGAGGCCGGGGGACCGUUAG